AUUAAUUGAUGAAAACCGGAUUAAAUUGAAAUAAUAAUGAAAUAUUGAUGAAGCUGAGAAAAAAACAACAACGGUUUGCAUGAAAAUAAACAUUAACGCAUAUAAAUAGUUGCUACAGUGUUUUAUUCUGAAAACUGUUGUUUACAAGUUGUUUUACAGUGGAAUAAUAGUUGUUUGGGAUCUACAAACUAGAAAAUAUGAAUCUAUUGUUAUUAAUUACUGAUUGCUUUUAAAAUAGUUGUUUGAUAGUUGAUUUAACCUAUAUAAAUAGUCGGCCAGCUGAAAGUGUUAGAUGCAUAAGUUAUUGCUGGAAAGAGUUGUUUAUUGGUUGUUUUGACAGAUUAAAAUAGUUGUUUGCAACUACAAAAACUGAACCAAGUAAAUAAUUUACAUUAUUUCAGGAAACAGAACCAUUACAAAUAUUGGUGCAGAGCAAUGGGCAUUGGGAUGACAACAAAAACUAUGUUGAUUAUGAAUCAAGUGGAGAAUUAAUUUCGACCAAGUGCACUUUUGAGGAACUAAUGAGAAUAAUGAUGGAAGAACUCCAAUGCAACCAUGAAUCAACACAACUACAACUGAAAUAUCAACUGAAGGAAGGAGGCCAACCACUACAAAUCAAGGAUGACAAAAGUCUGUUGUUCUACAUAAAGCUAUUAACGAAGGAGGUUGAUUUCACAAGGUACCCAUUGUGUGUGAACAAAACCAGUAACACGGCACCACCUAACCAAACAAUGGUGUGGAACAAUAUGAUCAUGGAAUCGUAUGAGAACAACGCAGCACAGGAAGACUUGCAGCAACCUGGAAACAACACGGCAACAACUUCCAAGCAACAACUAUCUGCGCAGACGAUGGGAUCUGGUGAAGUUGAUACAUUUUUCCUAGAAACAGGAACAGUGUCAUCAGAAUCAACCAUACAACAACCAGAAAACAACAGAGAAAAAACUACAGCAGUAGAUGAAGAUUUCGACUUCACCGACUAUGCAAAGCUUGUGGCUGCAGAAAUGGUACAGCAACUCGAAAACAACCAGGAAGAAGAAGAGGAAGUGGACAACACAGAAAUGAUUAUCAUCAAUGACAAACGACAUGAAACAAUAGAGAAGGGGCAAAUUUACAAGGACAAAGAAACAUUGAUAAGUACACUAUGCUACUUUGCAAUCAAGAAGACAUUUCAAUACAAAGUAGUGAAAUCUUGCACAAAAGAAUACAACAUAGUGUGUUUGGACACAAACUGCAAAUGGAGUUUAAAGGCUACAAAAAAUGGAAACACAGAAACAUUCAUAAUAAGGAGCUACGAAGAAGAACACACAUGUGCAGUUACAAUAAGAUUUGGAGAUCAACGACAAGCUACAUCAAAGUUGAUAGCAGAUUUUGUAAAACCAAAAUUCUUGAACCUGAAAACAAAGUGCAGCCCUGCAGACAUAAAGACAGAAAUGAAAGACAAAUACGGAAUAAAGAUGAAUUACAUGAAAGCAUGGCGUAGUAAAGAGCGAGCACAAACCCAGCUACAUGGAAAUGCUAAAGAGUCGUACAAUCUCUUGCCAAGAUACCUGUACAUGCUACAGAAAACAAAUCCAGGAACAUUAAUAGACAUAGAGAAAGAUGAUGAUGACAGUUUCAAAUAUGCAUUUGUUGCAUUGAAUGCUGCUAUAAAAGGUUGGCCAAACUGCAAACCAAUCAUCGUGGUAGACGGUACAUUCCUAAAGGCCGCGUAUGGAGGCACGUUGCUCACUGCCAACACACAAGAUGCAGAAUCGAAAAUUUUUCCACUAGCAUACUGCAUAGUUGAUUCUGAGAACGAUAAAUCGUGGGAGUGGUUCUUAAAAAAAAAUAAAAGAAGCAUUCGGGGUUCGAGAAUGUCAAUGCCUAAUAUCAGACAGACAUGAAAGCAUCAUCAAAGCAACUAGGAAAGUGUUCCCUGAAAUAACACAUGGCUACUGCAUCUUCCACCUCUUGUCGAACCUCAAAACAAAAUUCAAAAAAAAUGCAAAGCAUUUCAGAGUGCCAUUCUUUGCAGCUGCAAAAGCUUACACAGAAAUGGAGUUUGAAUUCCAUAUGAGGGAGCUAGACAACUUGGAUAAGCGCAUAAGACCGUACCUGGAAAAAAUUGGCCAUGAAAAAUGGUCAAGGUAUCAUUCAGAAAACAACAGGUACUCUACCAUGACAUCAAACAUAGCUGAGGCACUGAACUCAGCAAAUUUAGCAGCAAGGGAAACACCAGUCACAACAUUAAUGGAGUGCUUGAGGGCACAAAUGCAAGAGUGGACAUACAAUAAUAGAAAGGAGGCACAAAAAUGCACAACAAGGCUGACACCAUCAUCUGAGAAAAAACUCAUAGGGAACUAUGUACAGUCAUUGCGACUAACAGUAAGUUGAGAUUAUCGUUCGCAUAAAGUAAAAUGAAAACAGUUGUUUUUGCAUAGUUUUUUGGUUGUUUUAAAGUUGGUUUAAAACAUGCAGGUGAAACCAGCAAACCAAAACCUGUUUGAGGUGAUAGAUGAAGACAGAACAAGAAUAGUAAACUUGAAGGAGAAGACGUGCACAUGCAAUAGAUUUCAAAAA
Molecule: messenger RNA, 2559 nt
Organism: Cannabis sativa
Lineage: Eukaryota; Viridiplantae; Streptophyta; Magnoliopsida; Rosales; Cannabaceae
Exons: 3
Coding region: 522-1883 (453 amino acids)
Source: RefSeq, a predicted model, not a curated record